UUCAGUAGCAGCAACAGCAGCAGCAACCUCCACCUCCUCCUAUCUCUCAGUCUUGGUUCCGUGGGUGUCGAAAGAGGAAGGGAACUCGUUCGUCGUCGACUUCGGAGGAGGAGGAGGAGGACCUUUCCAGUCUCCUGACGAAAACUGAAUUGAAAAUGAAUUCUUAAGCAUGUCAGUGAUUUGGAAUUGGUAACCGCAGCUGUGAACGGACAUUGGAAAAGAACAUUUGCAUAAAAUAUAGCAGCCGAGAAAGGAGAACCGACACUCGGCAAGUGUUGUCUCGAGAGCAACUGGUUGGUUAGUGAGCAGGUGUUCGCGUUACUCUUCCAUCUCUCAUUCUACAUCAUCUCGCUUCUCCGAAGACGUUUAUCGGCAAGUGCGCUCCCUAGACAGUGUUAACGUGCUCCCACCCCCCGCCCCCUUGAGAGAGGGAGCUGAGGGGGCUGAGGGUCCCUCUGUGUGCUUGUGAGAAGUGACCCUCGGCCGGCGAGCCCCAACACAAACCACGUGCCACUCCUUUUGUCUUUCUCUCUCGCGUUGCCUCUCCCUCUCCUUCCCUCAUCUUCGUCGGCUUUUCUCUCUCAUGACUCGGUUGCUCCUUCGCUACUGUCGCUGACCUGCUCUCGCAAGCAGACAGACACCGGGGCAAAAGCAGGAAUAAAAGGGGGAAAGUGUCUCUUGUUCUGGCGGAUUGGACGGUGUAUGAACUUUCACCAUGAAUUUCUUGCCUGAUAUAAAGAAAAGAGUGAAGAAAGGAGGUGGGAGCCGUACGUUACCUUCAGCAGGUGGAACCCCUACCCAUGGAGUUGAUAGUCCAAGUGGGGGGAGAGGAGGCACCCCCGUAGAUCCAUCCGAAGCCAUUGGCUGGGCAGUCGUCAAAUAUAAUUACCAAGCUCAACAAAUGGAUGAACUCUCCUUAGUUAAAGGUACAAGAGUGUUAAUAUUAGAAAAAAGCAAUGAUGGCUGGUGGAGAGGUCACUAUAACAACUUGGUGGGAUGGUUUCCCUCCAAUUACACCACGGAAGAGCCUUCGGAAGAGGAUCAUACUUACACUAUGGCCGAAAAUGUACUUGAUGUUGUAGUUGCACUUUAUUCCUUUACUGCACAAAAUGAACAUGAAUUAUCAUUUACGAAAGGAGAGAGGAUGGAGGUCCUGGAUCGGCCUCCAUCAGAUCCUGAAUGGUAUCGAGCUAGGAAUACUCAAGGCCAGGUGGGUCUAAUUCCUAAGAAUUAUGUUCAAGAACUCCAUGAAGUUGUAGACACCAGAGCGUCUAGGUCAAGAGAGCCCUCACAAACUCGACAGCUACCGCCUCCAGCUCCAGCCAACAAUGUUCACCCUCCAUCUACAAAUGGUGGGGCUCACAAUGCUGAGACUCACCUGGCACAGGGGAUGCAGGGUAUGAACAUCAAUGCAGCUGCUCCAGCUCCUGUAAUGCCUCCUGCGCCUCACCAGCCUGUUAGUGGCGUUCCUCCGGAUAAGGGCCAUUUCACUACUAGAGAUUGGUACUAUGGACCAAUUACUCGAGCGCAGUGCGAUGAUAUUCUCAACCAGCGGGGACGAGAUGGAGAUUUCCUCAUUAGAGAUUCUGAAACAAAUGUUGGUGACUUCAGUGUGUCGUUAAAAGCAUCAGGCCGCAACAAGCAUUUUCGGGUUCAUGUUGAAAAUGGUUUGUACUGCAUUGGACAACGAAAAUUCCAAACUCUGGAUCAACUAGUGGACCAUUAUCAGCGGUCGCCUAUCUACACCAGUCAAAAAGGAGAGAAGCUUUAUCUGAUACGACCUAUGCCCAAGCCAUGAAUCUUUUAACUAUGGUGACUGAAGUAUGUAAAGUUCUUUAAGACAUAUUUUAAGGAAAUUUCCUCAUGCAUUAUUGUGUAAAAUUUACACGUGGUUGCUAAAUACUCUUCUGAAUUAUGAGAAAAAAAAUUGAAACUGUCCAGUUGGCAAUGGAAUAUUGCCUGAGUAGUUCUUCCUUCAUAAAUUUAGCAAAUAAAAUGGUUUAUUUACCAUUCAAGUCCUAAUGUGAUUUAAAUAAUUUACUUUUAUACCUUCAUAUGCAUUAGACAAGAUUAGAUUUUCAUUUGAUGGCUGCUAGAUUUCAAUUGGCACCUGCAGUAUCAUUAACCUCAAGAUCAUUUUAUCUCCAUAAAAUCAUGAGGUCAUUGAUGCUAUAAACAGACUUUUCCACAAUACAAUCUUAGUAUGAAACAUGUUUGUUUUUUACUUUAAGCUCUCUUACUAAAAAUGAAAUCAUCUCUUCUUUGUCAUUGAGAGGUGAAACGGUUAUAAAAAAUUUCAUAGUUUUUCACGUGUACUGUAUGUUCAGAGAUAUUUGAGGAUUGUCUUGAAUUCUUUAGAACACUUUGAUACAUUUCCAUGGUUUUCUAACAGUUUUCAGUGCAUUAUGCUGUAAUUUAACAGUAACAUUGUAAUUACAAGGUUGCUUAAAUGGUAAUCUCAAGAACUUCGGUGUUUUUUAUUUGAAGGAAAAAACUAUUUAACACAUCUUUAGUUUGCUAAACCAAAAGUAAUUCCUAAGUAGUUACUUGAUUUAUUGUUGCCACAGAAAAAUGCUUGAAAAUUUUGAGUGACUAUUAUAAGUAUGAUAAAAUGUGGAAAAACAUAGCUGAAAGCUCCUCAUUCCUGGAGCUCUCUUUCGUACAUGUCAUGAUAGACUAACGGCCAUUCCUAACGUACUGGAGUCAUAUGAAUUCAGUCCAUGUUUUUAUUAGUUAUAGUGAACAUUAACAUUGUAGAAUCUGCUGCCUCCUAUGUAAAAAGAAGGUUGAAGUUUGACAGGUCGUGUAUCCAUAUUGUGUGUAUAAAUAACUGACCCAGCACCAUUCUUUUAGAUGUUGCUGUUGCCUAUACUUCAUCAUGUGCUGAAAGUAGAUUCAGCAUAGAUCACAGUACAGUAUUAAUAACUGAAGAUCACCUCUGCCAGGGGUGCUUAUGCCAUGGGUUGCAGACUUGAGGGCUGGAUGCAUGAUGAUGAGGAAGUUUGAGAGUACCCAGUCCUUGUGCAUUUAUCUUCUAAAAUGGAGUGAAUUCUUUCAACCUUGUUUUUGUAUUUGUUCUGCGUCUUAUAUUUGUUAUGGAAAAUCAUUUUGAAUGCUGAAAGCUUCUAUGUCCUCACAGGACAAGAAGUCCAAGUGAUAAUGUUCGAUGGGUUUUCCCCUCGGUAACGUGUCUUAAGUGGCUAUAGUGUGAUUUUACCUCGAAGAUGGUCCCAGAGAGGAUGGUGGUGUAUUUGAUAUUUGUGAGAAAAAUCUCAUAUUUUGUACAUUGCAAGUUUUUUUAUCUCUUUAGCUUUUAAUAUAGCUUCUUAUCCCACUAGUCAAUAUAGCUUGAAAGACAAAAGCACAUUAAUUGCAACUUGUGCAGCUUUUAUAAAUAUGUUAAAUUUUAAGUAUGAUUUUUUGCAUUGAGUCAGUGUGAGUUGAGUGCAAGAUGUUUGUUACCUUAUAUUUUAUUAUAUUUUAUCUUGGUUACUUUAUAUAUUUUUGUUGUCAGAUUCAAGAUUUUGUCAUCAUACUGCAUAAAGAUGAUUAUCAAAGUAUUUACAGCUUGAUAUUUAAGAUUUCAACAUACUACUGCUGUGAAUUGUAAUUUGCAUGCAGUGUUAGUGAAGUCAUGUAAAGUGUGCAUAAAAGUCAUGUAAAGAAAUGUUCUGUUUGUAGGUAAGGCAAGAUCAGUGAUGAUUAAUCAAGAAUUUAGGUGUUUUAUCAAUUUAUGAGAGAAGCCUUUUAUAGGUUUUUUGUUUGUGUAAUGAACAACGAAGAAGGAAUCUGCUACCGUGCAAGAGGAGAACUAGUUAAAAAGGAAAUGCUUUAUUGCAAAGCAGCAGAAUCUUCAUGUACCUCAUUUCAUUUUUGUAUGAAUUAUUUAGAGGAGUGUAAUUUGUAGCAAUUUACUAUUAUUGUAAUGUAUUAUAAAAAUCAUAUUAGAAAUUCCAAGGAAUUGUUGCUCUUGUAUGGCAUUUAUAAGUGGUGAAAACCUUUCAUAUUUGUUUUUCUUUUUUUUCGUAAUUGAAUGUGUAUACAUAAUUUCAUUGCAAUUGGUUUAUGUAUUUGGGUUGCUGUUGAUGUACAGAUUUUUAGUUAUGAAUUUGUUUUUCGUUUAGUUAUAUGAUCAAGAUUUUUUUUCCAAAAUUAUAAUCUCAUUGUUAAUUUUUCUAAAUUUGUGUAAGUUUCUCUCAGCCUGUGUGUGCUGUAUGUUUGUAAGUGCUAGUCAUAAGCCCUGACACUGACACUGGACUCUGCAGUGCUGCAAGCAGCCCACAUAAAGAGCAUCAGGUUCCAGCCUUUCACACAAUUUAAUUGUACUGUGUAGCCUGCCACAGUUAGUCCCUGCUUUGCCUGUUAUUACCAAAGAUUCUUGGCUUCUCGAUUCUUCAAAGGUGUGCUUUUAGGAGAAUAUUUCUUUUAUCUGAUGAAAUUUCAUAACUGCUGUUCUAAGUGGUUUAUGAUUCAACAACCUUUUGAAUAACUGAUGUUCUACAGAGAUAAUAAUAAUAAUAAUUUUGAAAGCAAAUCCGUACGAAUCCAUUUGAUCUCAGUACUGGGUUUUGUUAUUUACAUUUUCUUUCUGAUUUGCUAAAUGGCCUCUGUGUAUAUUGACAUAUUAUUUGUAGAUUUCUUCAAAUUGUUUGGGUUGUAAAUUUCCAGUCAUAGCCAAAUUACAGCUGUGCAGUUGUUAAGAUGCUUCUUGUUAGUGAAUCUGAGUGUGAGGGGAAUAAGCAUGUAUAUAGAACUUCAGAAGGAUACCUUGUUCAAAGUUUAAUUGUGUUUAUAGUAAACAGACCAGUCUUUCUGAAAUAGUUCUGAGGGGUUUUAGUAAAUAGUUAUGAGAUACAGGGCAUGAAAAAGUGGUCAUCAGAUCAAGUGGAGCAAUAGUCUUACCUUGAUGUAGGGAGGUGUUUGUAUUCAAUUUGCCGCAUAUCAGGGCAUAAAAAAAGAAACACAAGAAUGGAGCAUGAAUGGUAGUCCUUUCAGAUGGUAAUAUUUAGUAAACCAAGAUGCUGAGGGUCUCAGGUCUUACCAUGUGUGAUAGGUAAUUAUGAAUGGUAGAAAUUUUUUACAAUAAUUUUAUGUAUUGCACAACAUUGUCAUCAUAUUUGAUCAUUGCUUCAUUUCAUAAAUGGUGGUAAUUAGUUAUGACAGGAAAAUGCUUUGUUUAUGCUAGUUUGGAAAUUGUGGUUUAGUUCAUUUUGAGACCAAACCACUAGAUUAAAAUCUUAACUUUCAUAAAGCUGGCCUGAAUUUUGUCUUCAAUAGUAGAAAAAAAAAAAGACUUUUUAAAUAAAUGCUUGUUCUUCAAAAAUUUAAUCAUAUUUUCCAGUUAAAUUUGUGAAGUAAAAUUGAAAUAAUUAUAGUUAGAAAUAAACAUUGAUAUUAUUCAGGUACCUAUCAAUCAAUGCCACUGAAUUUUGACAGUGGACUAUAAUUCUUUAGUGUUAUAUAUACUUUUGAAGUACCAGGUAGAUAAUGCUUAAUUUGUCAUUUAGGAAAGUAUCCAUGAAGCAUAUCAUUCAAGGGAAUUGCUGUACUGUAGAACAUGCCUUUUUGUUCCUUACUUUAAAGGCAUUUUUUACUCUCAUAGGACAGUCCUUAACAAGGAAGCUGAUUUCUAAUGGUUUAGAAUUAUGAGAAAUUUCAACUGGCUGGAUUUUUUAAGUGGCAUCAUCAUACUUAAAUUGUUCAAGUUCCCUGUGUUUGGUUUUUAUGAUUCAUAAGUGAUUUUUUUUUUCAUAGAAAAAUUAUACUUAUGGAACAGUCUCCUCAAUUUCAUCAGUGUUGAUAAUUGAAUUAAAAGUGCAGUAGUUUUAUUGGAGCACUGUAAUCCUUUUCAGUGCCAUUGAAGCUGUAAUACAUAUGUGUAUUUUCAUACAUAAUUGUUUCAGAGGAAGUUUUCAAGCAUUUCAUAUAUUUAAGGAGUUGCCUUUAGCAUCCUACUUUCACUUGAAGCAUAUAACAACUGCACAAAGUAAAGAUUGGAUGCACAUGUGCUUCAUUAUUUCCUUUCGUGAUUGUUAUGGACACCCUGAAUUUUUUAAAAGUUCAGGUUAUUAUUGCUGUCAUCGGUGCUCCCUUUUCCUUAAAAAAUAAGUAGGUCUAGAAUAGUAAUAGAGCUUUCUACAUGUCAAACAGAGGCCAGAAUUGGAAACAUACUAAAGCAGUUAUGCAGGGACAGGGUAUGAGCAAAUCUUUUUUUUAAGGAAGAAGGACUUUUUCAGAACCUAUUUUUGUUGUGUGAAGCAAAUGUCUAAAUUGUAUAAAAAUGUAUUGCCUAAUUUUCUAAAAAGGAUAUUGCAACUUUUGUGCAAAAUCAUAAGUUGAAUUUCUCUUUUUAAAGGACAGAACUUCUGAGAAUUGUUUGCAGUAAAAUGCAAUAUCAAAGUAUGUUCUUACAAAGGGGAUACAUUCCAUGGUUUGAUACAUUAAAUACUAAGUGCUUGUAUAAUUUGAUCAUUUGUUUACAGAAUCAUCUGUAUUCAAAUUAGUUUCUGGAUUCUUAUCCCUCUGCCUUAGGUUUGCUUGAAUGUGUCCCUGUAAUGUAUACAGCUGAUAGAUUGAUUUGCAGAACUGUAUCACUGUUUCUGUGCAGUCCGUGUUUGUGCUCCAGAUGUAACACCAUCUUUAUCACAACCUGUUGUAAAAUUUUGAUUAUGUAUUGCUAGCAGGUCUAGUUAAGCCUCUAUGAAUGAUAGCAUGAAUGCUUUUGAUAUCUGAUUUGACGUACAAGUCUGGUGCACAAGAAAUACUCUCCCUGCUAGUAAUGGUUGUGGUAAACUUUGGUGUUAGUAUACUUUAAUGAAUUUGUCACAAAGUUGGUUAAGUUGGCGGCUAUUUAUUAAUGGACUGAGCAGCUCAGUGGCAGAAUGUCCAUGAAAUGAAAAUGCUCAGUGUUGCCACUCAUUUAUACUUAUGUUUGUACAAAAUGUAAUUACAUUAAAUAAAAUUUUUACAAAA
Molecule: messenger RNA, 6972 nt
Organism: Macrobrachium nipponense
Lineage: Eukaryota; Metazoa; Arthropoda; Malacostraca; Decapoda; Palaemonidae
Gene: dock
Product: SH2/SH3 adapter protein dreadlocks-like
Exons: 7
Coding region: 716-1798 (360 amino acids)
Biological process (GO): signal transduction; cell migration
Molecular function (GO): signaling adaptor activity; receptor tyrosine kinase binding
Source: RefSeq, a predicted model, not a curated record